GAUCACAGCUCGAUUUUCUUUAUUGUUCCGUUGGUUUUCUUGAGAAAUUUUCUUUCUUGGUAUCAUCAAACUCGUUGGUAAAGAAACUUCACGCACGUAUCUUCAAUGUUGAGCUGUUCUAAUGGUACCGUCGUGAUCGCAACCGCCAUGGUUUGCUCAAGCACCGCUCUGUUUCUCGCCAUGGCUCGUCAAUUCCAUGGAAAUCAUCAAACCUCUAAGGUUCUUGAUCAGACUCCACGACCCAUUCUCCGUUCUUGUUUAUCUUCAGAGGAAACGAAGAAGCAGAGGAAGAGGAUAAAGAAAGUGCGGUUCGCGGAUAAUGUGAAAGACACGAAAGGGAACGGGGAAGAAUACCGGAGGAGGGAAUUGAACCGGAGAAGCGUACCGGAGCCAGUGAUUAAACCGGGGAAGACCGGUUCUAUGUGUAGAAUCUCUACUAUGCCAGCGAACCGGAUGGCUCUGUACAAUGGGAUUCUCAGAGACCGAGAUCACAGAGUUCAAUGUUCUUAUUGACUUUCUCUUCUUGAUUAAUAAGAAGUCAAUAGAUUUAGGUUUAGUAACAGAGCCAAGUCUUAGUUUGUUAUGUUAUUCUCUUACUAAUCAUUGUAAUAUAUCUUAGGUUUGGUUUAAGUUCAUAGUUGCUAUAAAUACUUGACUCUCCAUAAUGGUUGAUCCAUUAUUGGAUGCUGUUGUAAGAUGGUUUGUGAUAUAAAAUAAAGAACAACUUGGAAA
Molecule: messenger RNA, 732 nt
Organism: Arabidopsis arenosa
Lineage: Eukaryota; Viridiplantae; Streptophyta; Magnoliopsida; Brassicales; Brassicaceae
Source: the annotation of a GenBank genome assembly